GUGAUGGUGAAAGUGACAAAGUUUGUGACUUCUCGUCCAUUAGUCGUCCUCUUCGUCCUGGUUGUCUUGGGGUGCAUACCGAUCGUACUUUGGUGCACAACAACGAAGAACAUAACAAACGACGUCGCUUUACUCACUGAAGAUCUCCGGUCAAGUCUAGUUUCCGAAAUUGAAAACAUCGGAAUACUCAUCGAUCCCAAGACGAAGUCAUCUACAAUCGGUUUAGCCAGAGUUAUAGAUUCUUAUAUCACCGACAACAAUACCCAAUUCCAAGUGAUUCAAACACAGAUCGCACCAGUGUUGUUUCAAGCUUAUUCAACGAUCCCUCAAAUCUCACAAGUAUCGUACAUUAGUACGGAUGGUCUCUUGUUUUCUUACGUGACAGAAUCAAACACAAGUUUCGCAGUUUUUGCCAAUUCGAGUGGUGGAGACUACACUUGGUACACUCAAACCGUUGAUCAGAGAACCGGUCGUCUCCAUGGUAAUGCAACGAGAUCUCAGCCGUUAGAUGUUACCCAUGCAGUUUGGUUCCAGUCAGCACUGAGAGAUCACGGUACCGCCUUUGUGGGAACUGGUUUGGGAGGAGAAGAUAACGAGACUCUGUUUCAGAGCGUGGUUAGCUUGAACAGCAAGAAAGAAGUGAUUUUGCUAGGCUUUCCGGUUAAAUCUUUAACCGGUGUCUUGAACCGUUUGAAUCUUCACGGCGGAGAGCUUUACAUGUGGACUAAGGACGGGACGGUGCUUGUUCGUGAAGGUUCACUGAAUCCUUCUUUCUCCAUCUCCAAUGGCUCGAUUUGCUUCGAUGGAGAGCCAAAAUCUGAGCGGUCUCAAUGCAUCCCCGGAAGUUGCAGUUCCGGUGGCUACGGGGUGGAGAUCAACAGAUCGAAAUUCCAAGCUUUUUGCUCUGUUCUUGAAGUUUCCGGCGUGCCUCUGAGAUACGCACUCAUGUUUCCCAACAAAGGAGGAGGAACAAGCAUCAAUAACGCGGCGCUGUCUCUGCUUAUUGUGACGGUCUUUUAUGCAUUGUGCUGGCCUCCAGGGUUUGUUGUGUUUAUGGUGAGAGCAGCAAGAAGAGAGAUGCAUAUGCGUUCAACGCUGAUUAACCAAAUGGAAGCAACACAGCAGGCUGAGAGGAAGAGCAUGAACAAGAGUCAAGCGUUUGCGAGAGCUAGCCACGACAUUAGAGGAUCUCUUGCCGGUAUCACCGGCCUCAUUGAUCUAUGCCGUGAAGAAGUUAGACCUGGCUCCGAGCUAGACACUAGUCUUAAGCAAGUGAAUGUCUGCACAAAUGAUCUUGUUGCUCUGCUCAACUCUGUAUUGGACAUGAGCAAGAUUGAAAGCGGGAAGAUGCAGUUAGAGGAACAAGAGUUCAACAUGGCGAAGCUUCUUGAAGACGUGGUCGAUUUCUUCCAUCCCGUCGCGAUGAAGAAAGGGGUUGAUGUGGUCUUGGAUCUGCACGAUGGCUCGAUUUUCAAAUCCUCGAAUGUGCGAGGGGACAGUGGCAAACUCAAGCAAAUCCUCAACAAUCUCGUGAGCAAUGCGGUCAAGUUCACAGUCGACGGGCACAUAUCGAUCCGAGCUUGGGCUCAGAGGCCUGGUUCCAAGAGCUCUGUGGUCCUGGCAUCGGACCCUGACGGAUGCGUAACCAAGUUUUCAAAGUGUCUCUUCUGCAAGAAUAAAGACCAGCCAUCGAACUAUGAGACAGAGAUCUCGAAUUCCAUAAGAAACAAUGCCAACACGAUGGAGUUUGUGUUUGAAGUGGACGAUACAGGCAAAGGGAUUCCAGGGGAGAUGCGUAAAUCGGUGUUUGAGAACUAUGUUCAGGUAAGAGAAACAGCGCAAGGACAGCAAGGAACUGGACUAGGACUCGGGAUUGUGCAGUCUCUGGUACGAUUAAUGGGAGGAGAGAUAAGAAUCACUGAAAAGGCGUUGGGAGAGAAGGGAACCUGUUUCCAGUUCAAUGUUUUACUGACAACCUCAGAGUCGCCCGCGAGUGACAUGAAAGUGAGACAGGACAGUGAAGCGGGAGAAAAUUACAUAUCCACCCCCAACCUCGGUCUGACUAUAAACACUUCUUUGGGAGGUGGCAGGAACAUACGGAACCUGAGCCCCCGAUUCAACAACUGUCUCAGCUCGAGUCCAAAGCAGGAAGCUUCUCGAGUGGUUCUCCUGCUCAAAGAUGAAGAACGAAGAAGAGUCACGGAGAAAAACAUAAAGAUCCUGGGAAUCAAAGUCACAGUGGUGGAAAAAUGGGAGCAUCUGAGCCAUGUCUUGGAGAGACUUGCCAGGUUUUCACCUCAGAGUUCAAUGGGAAGAGCAGAGGGUAGUUUGAGAAACGAAAUUUCAAGCCCGAGCUCCAGGGAUUUACCUUUGAUUGCCAUGGAUGCUAUUGAUUCCAGGAGCCAGAUUCCUAGAAGGAGAAGCAACAGUUUCUCUGCGCUUGUCCUUCUGGUGAUUGAUGCAAAAGCCGGACCAUUCUCUGAGUUGUUCGACAUUGUCGAGCAGUUUCGUAGAGGCUUGCACCAUGGCAUAACCUGUAAAGUUGUCUGGCUUAACGAACCGAGCGGCCGGGGAAGUGAGAGAGGGGACAUUAGUUGCUUGAAACCUUUGCACGGAUCUCGUCUUCACCAAGUGCUGAAGAUGUUGCCUGAAUUUGGAGGAAUUGAUCCAAAAGAAGCACCUACUGAGCUGCAAAGGGAGUCGCAACUGAGACAAGCGAGAGGUGAAAUCCAAGAGGUACCGAGCUCAAGGUAUAACAAAAAGCUAGGCAAGUCAAUAAUGGCACCAACAGAUUCAGAGAGGGAGACUUGGGACAAGUCGGUGCGUACUGGUCGAAAGCCUCUAGGGAGCAGAGAAGGGGAGGAGCAAGGAACUUCGAGCGCGAACGAUGAUGAAUUCUUAAGAGGAAAGAGAGUCCUGGUGGUUGAUGAUAACCGUAUAACAUCUUCAGUCGCAGCGAGAAAGCUGAAGAAGAUGGGAGUGUCUGAGGUCAAACAAUGCGACAGUGGAAAAGAAGCUGUGAGAUUAGUGAGUGAAUGGCUUACACAGAGAGAGCAUCAAGCUUCAGUAAAUGUGCUUCCGUUUGACUACAUAUUCAUGGACUGCCAGAUGCCAGAAAUGGAUGGAUAUGAAGCAACUAGAGAGAUAAGGAAAGUGGAGAGAAGAUAUGGAGUGCAUAUACCGAUAAUAGCUGUAUCUGGCCAUGAUCCUGGUUCAAGGGAAGCAUUAGAAACCAUAGAAGCUGGAAUGGAUGCCUUCUUAGAGAAGAACCUGAAUCAGGACAAACUUGCCAACAUCAUUAGACAAAUCGAUAGCAAGUGGAAAACUGUUAAUGCUACUAUGUAA
Molecule: messenger RNA, 3345 nt
Organism: Thlaspi arvense
Lineage: Eukaryota; Viridiplantae; Streptophyta; Magnoliopsida; Brassicales; Brassicaceae
Source: the annotation of a GenBank genome assembly